Messenger RNA from Armigeres subalbatus, 1644 nucleotides. RefSeq lists its product as uncharacterized. The transcript has a single exon. The record is from RefSeq and is a predicted model, not a curated record. The coding region runs from base 1 to 1644 and encodes 547 amino acids. Lineage: Eukaryota; Metazoa; Arthropoda; Insecta; Diptera; Culicidae.
AUGAUAUGGUUACCGCAGGAGGACGUAUUUUCCUUUGCUGUUCAGUUUCGAAGUGACAUUGAUCGACUGCUGGACGGGAGUAUCUACCCUACAAAAAGAAAGCUACUCAGCUUGGUGAUGAGGAUUUUCGAUCCGCUCGGAAUGGUGACGACCUUCGUUAUUCAUGGCAAAGUUUUGGUGCAGAACGUAUGGAGAGCAAACACCGACUGGCAUGAAAACAUAUCUGAUGACAUCUUUCCGGCAUGGCAACUAUGGGUUCGAUCGCUACGUGAUCUUAAACAAAUACGUAUUGAUCGUUGCUAUUUUCCGGGCUAUAAUCCAAUGGCACUUGAAACCUUGGAACUGCAUAUAUUUGUGGAUGCCAGUAUAGCAGCUUAUGCCGCUGUUUCCUAUUUUCGUAUUGUCGACAGUGGCACCAUUCGCUGCAGCCUUGUAUCAUCGAAAACCAAAGUUGCGCCGCUCAAACAACUUUCCGUGCCUAGACUGGAACUACAAGCCGCAGUGCUUGGGACGAGGUUGAUGAAGUCCAUCACCAACAGCCAUACUAUCUCUAUCAGCCGAAAAAUAUUCUGGAGUGACUCCAACACUGUGCUUUCCUGGAUACGGUCUGACCAGCGAAGAUUUCAUCAGUUUGUGGCGUUCAGGAUUGGCGAAAUUCAGGAAGACACCGAUGUUUCAGAGUGGAGAAAGGUGCCAUCGGCUUGGAACGUAGCGGAUGAGGCAACGAAGUGGGGAAAUGGUCCGAAAGCGUCUAAAAGAAGCAGGUGGGUGCAAGGACCAGAAUUCCUCUACAAAGAUGAAUCAGAGUGGCCCGAACAAAACAAAAACUGGACUACCGAUGAAGAAACGCGAGCAUCACUUUACGUUCACCAACAGAAUGAGUCACAAGAAACUAUACGUUUUAGGCGCUUCUCCAAAUGGGGAAGAUUAGUGCGUGCCGUAGGAUACGUUCUGCGAUUUUGCAGCAAUCUUCAUAAGGCAGUCAACAGAGAACACUUGCCAGUUUCCAGAAUUCUCAGUAGUGAUGAGUUGCAGAAAGCAGAAUGGACCAUACUCCGCUUGGUCCAGCGUGAAGCGUUUCCUAGCGAAUACUUGUUGCUGAAAUCAAACCAACAGGCUCCAACCGGUGAAUCGAAAGUGUUAGACAAAACUAGUAAGAUCUACAAGUUGUGCCCCUUCAUUGGAGCUGAUGGUGUCAUACGAAAGGAUGGUCGAAUUGGUGCAGCCCCCUGGUUAGCAAGCGAUGUAAAAUUCCCUGUGAUUCUGCCCAAAGGGCACUACGUUACGGCGUUGAUCAUCGACGAAGUUCAUCGCAAGUUUGGCCAUGCCAAUAAUGAGACGAUCGUCAAUGAAGUGAGGCAGAAAUACCACGUGUCCACUCUUAGAGCUCUGGUGAAGAAAGUAGCAAGAAAUUGUCAACUGUGCAAAGUGAAAAAAGCUGUUCCACAGGCUCCACGAAUGAGUUCACUCCCGGAGGCGCGACUUGCGCCAUACGUGAAGCCAUUCACUUAUACUGGCCUUGACUAUUUUGGACCACUGACGGUGAGAAUCGGCCGAGCUAAGGUCAAACGGUGGGUGGCGCUGUUCACCUGCCUCACCAUGGAGGUGGGUCACCUGGAGGUGGCAUUCACUCUUGCCACAUAA